AUGACGUCCAAAGCUGCUGGUACGCCGGCAAGAAGCAACUAUGAGAAUCCUCAAUCGCCCAUUGCAUCAGCCAAGAGGCCCCGUUCCUCCUUAGAGCGACCUGUGUCGACGGCUGGGGUGGCUGCUACUCCUGCAGCAAAAGACCUGUCAACUCCUGCGAAACAGCAGACAACGCGUUCCUCACUGAUGUCUCCUGGCGGCGGCGGUGGAGUGCCCAUGAGCCCCAUGCAUCCUCCUCGUCCAGUCCACAGAGAUGAUGAAGACGUUGUGGUGGAGGCUGACGACAACGACAACACCGACUCCUCGUGGGUUGGUCGAAAGGUUGACGCGUUGUUCUCUCCUGUGCUCAGCUUCUUGUCCGCCGCAAAGGAUGAAGAUGUUGCUGCUGUGACCGACGAAGACGCUACAAUGGAAGACCCUCCAAAGCCCGAAAAGUCGAGUGAUGAUGACACUCAGCCAACCGCCGCUACCACUGUGAUCUGCAAGGAUUCCUCGGAAGAGGAAGAAUAUGAAGAAACCCAAGAGAUGCGAAACAUUGAGGAGGACCCAUCAAGCUCCUUUGAGGAAGAAGAAUUCAACCCCUACCUCUUCAUCAAACACCUACCUCAUUAUGACAUCGUAAAGGCAUUGAGGCCUCCGAUCACCCUCCCGCCAAAGGACCCUUCCGCUCCUCCUGUCACUCUGGUCCUUGACUUGGAUGAGACACUUGUCCAUUGCACCGUCGAACCCACACCUGACGCUGAUUUGCAGUUCCCGGUGGUGUUCCAUGGAAUCACUUAUCAGGUCCAUGUUCGCCUUCGCCCCCACUUGUUCGACUUUCUUGAAAAAAUCAAGGACAAGUACGAAGUUAUUGUUUUCACGGCUAGUCAGCAAGUGUAUGCCAACGAAUUGUUGAAUCUGAUCGAUCCUGAGGGCAAAUACAUCCAUCACCGACUCUAUCGAGAGUCAUGUUUGGCCGUCGAAGGCAACUACUUGAAGGACCUGAAUGUUCUCGGCAGAGACUUAUCGAAGACAGUCCUCGUUGACAAUUCUCCCCAUGCAUUUGGGUAUCAGGUCGACAAUGGUAUACCAAUUGAAUCCUGGUUUGACGAUCCCCACGACAGCGAGUUGGUCAAGCUCGAGCGAUUCCUACGAACUCUUCCCGAUGCCUCGGACGUACGAACCGCGGUGAGGUGGAAGUUCCAAUUGUUCCAAAUGAUUGACGAAGCCUAG
Seminavis robusta is the source of this 1212-nucleotide messenger RNA. Lineage: Eukaryota; Bacillariophyta; Bacillariophyceae; Naviculales; Naviculaceae. The record is from the annotation of a GenBank genome assembly.